GCCACAUUAUUUGAGCUUGAAUGGUUGAACGGAUUUGAUUUCUUGAAAGAAAAAGUAGGUUUCUGUUAACACGUAAUUGUCAAUAGUCUUCUCGAGAUACUCCUUCAACGGAAGAACAUAAGCGGGAGCUGCGCGCGUCCGGCGCCGACGUCAACUACCUGCUGUUCGGCCAGAACCGGCGCGCCCGCCUCGUCCACAACUACGGCAACGCGCAGACGGUGGUGCUGCACGCCGGGCACGCCAAGCCCGCCAGCAAGCCGGCCAAGCAGGGCUCCACGGUGUGCACGGUCCAGUGACAUGUCGUAAGGGACCCCGAUCACGGAGCCAGUCGCCGCACCCCGCCGCACCCCGCCACACCGCACCGCUCCCCGCGUCCGCCAUGCAGGUCGAGCAGGUUGUCGGGCAGGGCCCCCACGCCCUGUCCCCGGGCAGGGCUCGGCCGGGCCAGUGGUACUCCCUGGCCACGACCACCCUGGCCGUCGCGCCAGCGCCGGCCCCGCCGGCCUCGGGUGACGCAGCCGCUCCGGCCGCCCCGGCCGCUCCGGGCGCUCCGGGCGCCGCCAACGCCCUGCCGGAGCCCCGCGUCGGGCACACUGCCUCGUACCUGCCCCGGAGGAAGAAGGUGCUGCUGAUCGGUGGCGCGUCGCCUUGCGCGCUGUACAACGAGGUGUGGCAGCUGGACCUGCAGCGGCUCACGCUGACGCUGUUGCGGCCCGGCCCCAGGCCCGGCCCCGCCGCCAACCCCGGCGCCGUCGGCCAGCCCCCGCAGCGCUACGAGCACUGCGCCUUCCUGCCGCCCCCGCAGGACGUGCUGGACAAGAUCUGGGUGUUCGCCGGGGCCAACAUGGAGGGCAACCUCAACGACCUCUGGGAGCUGGACGUGGCCGCGGAGGAGUGGAAGUUCGUGGACAACUCCGGCAGCGUGCCCGCCCCGCGGACCAUGCACACGACCACCGCAGACGUGGAGGGCGAGUUGGUGCUCUUCGGGGGCGGCAACCAGGCGGCCAGCCCCGUGGCCGACCCGUCGGUGUACAAGCUGGACCCCGUGACUUGCGUGUGGACCACCGUCGACACCAAGGGCGACCCCCCAGCGCCCCGUCAGGGACACAUACUGGUUGGCGUUGGAGCCAAGCUUUUCUGCCACGGCGGCAUGGCUGGCAACAAGUUCUUCUCCGACAUGCACGUGCUGGAGGACGGCAAGUGGACGCUGGUGGACGCCGGCACCGGGGAGGGCUCCGCGCCCAGCGCCAGGGCGGGGCACGGCGCCGUCGCCAGGGGCAACUUGCUGUACAUCUUCGGCGGCCUGGGCCCGCACGGCACCCUCGACGACAUGUGGAAGUUUGACUGCACAUCGCGCACGUGGCAAGAGAUAGUGUUCGAGUCCGACUGUCCUCGGCCGAAACCCCGGUUGGACUUCGCCAUGACCCUCGUGUGGCUGCCUCAGCAUUUCACCCCACAGUGUACCAACGGGGAAGCAGUGACGCAGAACGGCGGGCAAGCUGAAGAGUCUGGCAGCCCGGACUCGGAACACGAUCUCCCGUUCAUUCUUGUGCAUGGUGGAAUGGAUGAUUUAGGUACUCUCUACAAUGAUUUUCACGUGUUUUGUCUAGAAGAUUCGUCAAAUCAACCAUGAUUUUGCUCAACAUCAUCAUUCCUGGUUUUAUGUUCAACCUUGUUCCCUGUGUUCAUUGUAUAUGAAUGUUUCUUUUUUAACUUUACGGUAAUUUAUUUUGUAAUCAGGCUUAAGGUUUACAGUGUUGUGUUACCUUACUGCCACUUAUACUUUCACAUGUGUUCUGUAACUACAAACAGGAGUGGUUCUUAGCUUAUCCUCAAUUUAAUGCUAGUCAUUAUAAAAGGCAGGUUCCAGCAAUGUUUAUUGUUGCUUUUCCUGCAAGUACUGGAGGUUCAAAAUCUGUUUUUUUUUUUUUUAGACUUUUCUUUAAGAACAAAACGUCAAAUGUAAAAUAAAAAUAAUUUUUUACUCAAGGAAGAUGUUUAAAAAAGUCCAAAUAAAAUUAUUAUUACAUUCUUU
This is a messenger RNA of Thrips palmi, 2035 nucleotides long. RefSeq names its product rab9 effector protein with kelch motifs-like. Gene Ontology annotation, molecular function: protein binding. Lineage: Eukaryota; Metazoa; Arthropoda; Insecta; Thysanoptera; Thripidae. The transcript has 6 exons. The coding region runs from base 380 to 1633 and encodes 417 amino acids. The record is from RefSeq and is a predicted model, not a curated record.